This is a messenger RNA of Macrosiphum euphorbiae (potato aphid), 1425 nucleotides long. Lineage: Eukaryota; Metazoa; Arthropoda; Insecta; Hemiptera; Aphididae. The record is from the annotation of a GenBank genome assembly.
AUGGAUGAUUUCUUGCGACUGGUGACUUCGGAUUUUGAACGUAUAGCGACUUGCACUGGAUUUCGAUUCAACCAAUACAGUGGUUCAGUGGACUGGGAAUAUUUAGAAGAAUUUGUCAUUGAUGAUGUAGUUGAAAAAGCUGAUGUAAAGACUCUGUCAAUGCUUGUAGCCAGUGUUCUUAGUUACAAUAUUGAGAAAAUGAGUGCGUCUAAGAAAAUAUUUCGUCUUUCACAAUUGAUCAUAGACUUUUUGUUGCAUUAUAAAAAACAUUCAACUUUUAAGAUCAAUGAUAAAGUAGAUUCAAUGGCGCUUUGUGAGUUGUGUGGAAAGAUGUUUAUGGAUGUUUCUUAUUUAAAAUAUCAUUGUUUCCGUCGACAUAAACUUAACUCUUGCACUUUUACAAGUUCACCAGAAAAUGAGAAUGUUGAUAGCUUAAAAUCAGAGAUCUUUCAACUUCAAACACAAUUGAAAGAAAUUACAUCAACUUUUGACAAUAAAUUAAAAAAUUCUAAAAUGAACAUAGAUGAACAUGACCUAAAUAACUGUAAUUCUGUUCAUAAAAAUAAAUUAUUAUAUCAUUUAAUACCUCAACCAGGCGAUAACCCUAUGCAGAUACAAGAAAUGUAUUGGAAACAAAAAUAUGAAAGUUUAGAAGAAAAUUAUAAUACUCUUAAAAAUGAAUAUGAAGUAAAUCAAAAUUCUUCAAAAUCUAAAACUAUUUUACAUCAUAAAUACCAACAGUGUGAUUUUUAUGAGUCUGAAAAUUCAUCAAAAUGUGUACAGACAAAUCUUUUAACUGAAAAUUCAACUCCUGUGUGCUCUCCAAAACGACCACCUCGGACAAUUGAUGCAACACCUAUGAAUGAAUUUAAAGGAAUAUGUAGUAUGAAUAUUUCAGACAUAGAUCAGACAAAUACAGAUUGUUAUCAAUGUAAAACUGAUUUAAGUUCAGACAGAGAUUUUUAUGAGUUGAAGAAACUAAGACUGGAAGCGCGUAUGAAUAUUAAUGAUAACAGUGUUUGUGAAAAUUUGUCUGAACCUUUAUUGUCUUCUGACUAUGUAGACAGUUUAAAAAUUGUAUUGAUACUUGGUGAAAAUCGAGUGAAUGAAUUAUUUAAAAAUACCUCUUUAAUGGAUUUAAUAAAACUUGAUGUCAAAGAAUUAGUUAACAAAAGGCUGGAAGAGUGUUAUAGGUUUAUCGAUGAGAGUGUAGAACAGGAUAAUUGUUUACAUGAAAUGUGUGAAAAUCAAGAAUCUUCUGAAGUUACCAUUUGUGAAGAUGAUAAGAAAGAACAAUAUAGUUCUCCAGAAAUUGAUUAUAAUAAGACUUCAGUUAAAAAAGAUAAGACAGUCAUGUCAAAAUUAAAAAAGAAAGCAUUGCGCUUGAGCAAUAUAUUUUCUCCAAAUCAAAACAUAAAAAACUAG